This is a messenger RNA of Phytophthora infestans T30-4, 498 nucleotides long. RefSeq lists its product as uncharacterized. NCBI's taxonomy places the organism in Eukaryota, Oomycota, Peronosporomycetes, Peronosporales, Peronosporaceae. The transcript is spliced from 2 exons. Bases 1 to 498 code for a protein of 165 amino acids. The record is from RefSeq and is a predicted model, not a curated record.
AUGUUGAGAAGCGGCGUGAGGCGAACGAGCGGGGCAGCUCACUUUUGGAUCUGUAUUCCUCGCAUCUCACAGCCCAAAGAUCCAAAAGAUGGAACGCGAAGACGAAGUCAAGUAAAGCAACCGCCUCGCGGGAUGGUGACUGCAUUGCAACUCGCGUUUCUGCAAGAUCCACGUGUUCCCAGCUUCGAGAGUACAAUUGCUUUGCUACUAAAAGCUGACGCAGACCCACGCAGUCUCCUGUACUGGGACUAUGCAACGCAAGUAGUUUUUUCGCCCUUGUCCAGUGAUAAAAAAGAGAAAAGUGAGGAACACCACCAGCGACGGCGAUUACGGAAGCGCCUUCUUCUCCUUGACAAGGUGGAGAGUGAUGGCGAUGAAAGUGCCGUUUUCCGGUGUUGUGAAGCUCAGGCAGAUGACGGAGCUCGGUGGAAUUUGCUCAUGUAUUUUUGCUGGCUUGGGGACGAAGUCAAAGCAGGACUAUUAGUCGGCAGCUUGUGA